AUAGUGCAGUGAUUUGAAGUUACUCAGUGGUCCAGUAGACGCAAGAAGAUAUGGAGGAAGAGUGCGAGGAAUCUAUCUUCCCGACGGGCGUGGUGCGCCACCGCCCGGAACCGCCCGGUACACUCGCGCAGUCCACCCGGUUCACCGCGCACGAAAUCAAACUGAUGUACCGUGGGUUCAAACAGGAGUGUCCUUCAGGCGUGGUCGAUGAAGAGGCUUUCAAGAAUAUAUUCUGUCAAUUCUUCCCAUUGGGGGAUGCAACUCAAUACGCGCAUUACGUCUUCAAGACAAUAAAACACAAGCAAAGUGGAAAAGUCAACUUUGAGGAGUUCCUCGACAUCCUUUCUCGCGUGGCUCGCGGCUCCGUCCAGGAGAAGUUAUCCUGGGUGUUCACCCUGUAUGACGUAGAUGGAGACGGCAGAAUUUCCCGCUCUGAGAUGCUCGCUGUGGUGCAAGCUAUAUACGAGCUGCUGGGACGAGCUGCUGCACCGCCUGUCCAUAGCACGGCUGCUAAGGACCACGUUGAUCGGAUCUUCCAUCUAAUGGACACCAACUGUGACGGCGUGGUGACUCCGGACGAGCUGGCGCACUGGUGCAGCCGCGACCCCGCACUGCUGAGCUCGCUACAUACGAUGGACACCGUCUUGUGAUCCGGGGGACGCAGCGCCGAGCAUCGGUCAGACUCGGCGCGCGCAUCCUGUUCAACGGCCGCUGACAACUGUUCGCCAUCUCCCUCCGGCCUUCCGACCUCCUUCGCACCUCCCCAGCAGAUAGACAGAGACAGAACUAGCAUCGAAAGCUACGCCCCACAGCUACACCAAAAACGAGAUACCGUAGAAAGUCUAGCUUCGGUCGAAACUCAUACGGAAAGAGACAGAAGUAUAAUAGAAACGGAAAGUGAGAGUGGGAUAGAGAGUGGUGCCGCUAGCUCGUCCACUAGUGGAGUUAAGAGUGCGGUUAGUAGUGGGAUUGGGAGUGAGAAGGUAGGAGAAAAGAGAGAAGAGAAGAAGAAGCAACCACCGCCUGUUCCCGCGAGAGUUACGGCUUGUAUUACUGAAGAAACUGUAACUCGCAAAGUGAAGCGUCGGCCGCGCAGGUCGAGCUCGCCACAACUGCCACGGUGAACCAAACCUUAUAACAUCUACGCAAGGAUCAUUUCCCCUUGAAAGCUGUGCUUAUGAUUCUACGCAUUCCAAUAUGUACCUUAUGCUCCUAGCGUUAAGUCUUAAUUAUAUAAUUAGAUCUUAGAAAUUCGAUUUAAUGUGGGAUACUUUGAUCAAUGUAAAUUCUCAGUAGUAGCACGGAGUUUGGACUUGUACCCGAUAU
Messenger RNA from Spodoptera litura, 1326 nucleotides. RefSeq names its product Kv channel-interacting protein 4. NCBI's taxonomy places the organism in Eukaryota, Metazoa, Arthropoda, Insecta, Lepidoptera, Noctuidae. Gene Ontology annotation, molecular function: calcium ion binding. The record is from RefSeq and is a predicted model, not a curated record.